Messenger RNA from Fimicolochytrium jonesii, 3480 nucleotides. RefSeq lists its product as uncharacterized. The transcript is spliced from 5 exons. The record is from RefSeq and is a predicted model, not a curated record. NCBI's taxonomy places the organism in Eukaryota, Fungi, Chytridiomycota, Chytridiomycetes, Spizellomycetales, Powellomycetaceae. Bases 182 to 3394 code for a protein of 1070 amino acids. Gene Ontology annotation, molecular function: calcium-activated cation channel activity. Gene Ontology annotation, cellular component: plasma membrane.
CACUUGGAUAUCCAUUUACGUACGUAUAGACGGUGGACGGGAGCUGAAGCAGUCUAUAUCAUUGUAAAGCUGGCCACCUUGUCGAGCAGCAGGGCGUAUACCUUGAAUAUACGCACAUUGGGCUCCAUUUUCGAGACUCGCUGACCAGUCCCAACGCCGUUCACAAGACAAACCAGCAACAAUGUCUGACGAUUCAUCAGCUACUGACCUCGUUGGCCUGUUUUCGGCCACAGGGAUCCAGCUGGCUGUGUCGGCAGGUCUUAUGGUCGGGUUCUCUAUCCUACGGCCGAAAAACCGGGUCGUGUACGAACCUCGAACGAAAUUCGCGCCCGAACCGAAACGACCCCAGGCGUUGGAUUGGCGUCCAACGGCUUGGGUGAAGCCAGUGCUAUUCUCUAAGGAUAACGACCUAAUACCGAAAGUUGGCUUGGACGCCGUUAUCUUCCUGCGGUUCAUAUGGCUUUCGGCCUUCCUGUUCCUGGUGCUCACUUGUGUCGCGAUACCACUCUGCAUAUUUCACUAUUUCAUGGGGAAGUCCCAAUUCGACGAGCCGCGAGAUCCUGGAGCUUUCCCUAACCCGGCUCUGGAAUCCCUGUCAAUGUCGGCACUGAAAAAGAAACCUCACUUUUUGUGGGUGCAUGUUUUCUUACUAUACGUGUUCAGCAUCUCCGCAUACUACUUCCUGUGGAAAUUCUGGAAGGAGUGGAUUGCCUACCGCCGAGACUACUUCGCUGCAAAGGACACACGGGAAGCGCUGCAUCAGCGCACUCUGCUGAUCACGAACCUGUCCAGCGGAAUGCAGUCACCGAAAACAUUGACCGGCUUCCUCAAAACAUUGAGGCUACGAGCGGCGCCACAGCAGGUGAUCAUUGGUCGGGAGGUGGGGAAAUUGCCGUCGAACUUCAAAAAGCACAAGCGAGAAACGGCAGUCUUGGAGGGAGCUCUAUGUGAAUAUCUCAAAAACCCUUACCAGCCAAAGUCGCGGCGGCCAACCCACAACAUCAACAAGAAGAUAAAGUGUUGUGGCGGAGAACAAGUCGAUACGAUCGAAUACUGUGGAAAGCGUCUCCAUGAAUUGGAAGAAGAGAUAUACGCGGUUAGGGCCAAAAGCGAAGAAUCGCUGAAAACCAGCUCGUACGGAUUCGCGUCAUUCGAGUCAAUGACCGAAGCUCAUAGAGCGGCCAAAGAUCUAUCGGGGCCAGGUGCCAUCACUCUCCGCUCUAACAUGUUGAAUCCGCCUGCUGUAAAGCAAUGUCCCGAUCCCGGCGACAUUAUUUGGGCCAGUUUGGAGCUCUCGCCCGCAGUCAGGCGAUCGCGUUUCUGGACUUCUUUCCUCCUGGUGACGGGACUGACGAUCUCGUGGUUCUUCAUCAGCAGUUUCGUCUCCGGAAUGACGAACUUGAAAAUUAUUCGGAACUACGUGCCGAAAUUGGAGGCAUACAUCUCCGCCCGACGGGACUUGACGAUUUUCCUGCAGUCGUUUUUCGCGCCCGUCCUCUUUUACUUCCUCAACACGCUUCCGCCUACGAUAUUUGGGUAUCUGGCCAAGUUGAAAGGUGUCGUGUCCAAAACUGGGGUGGAGAAGAACAUCAUGACUAGGCAGUUUGCUUUCUUGGGAUACCAGUACAUCGUCAUUAUUGUUGGGUCAUUCUUCAUUUCAAUCAUGGGAGAGUACUUCCGGAAUGACGACACAACACUGCAGCAGUUCUCCAAAAGGCUUCUAAACGCUCUGAGUACUGCUUUCAUGAAGCAAUCAUCAUUCUUCACGACUGUCAUCGCCACUGGUUUCACCUCCUCCUCCAUCGAGCUUGUCCAGGGCAUUCCUCUUGUGGUGGGCUACAUCAAGCGCCACUUCCUCGCCAACACCCCUCGCAAAGAAUUCGAGUACAGCCAGCCCCUUCACAUGCCUUGGGGAGCCGUCUACGCCGACCUGCUCACGACAUUCGUCAUUGCGAUGGCGUACGCCCUCGCCACCCCACUCAUCCUCCCCUUCGCAGCCUUCUCGUUCCUUGUCAACUACAUGGUCUACAAGUACCAGUUGCUCUACGUCUACGAGACGAGCAGCGAGACCGGAGGCUCUUGGUGGCCAAAGUUGUUUACAAUCCUGUGUAUCUGCAUCGCCGUCUUCCAGUUUAUGACUCUGGGCGCUAUCCUGGUGGUCACCAGCGCCACGUCGGGUUCCAUGGCGAAACACCAGGCGAUCGUUAUUGGAGUUAUUCUUUGUUUCACGGCGGUCUACUGGUGGUACUGCUCGAGGUACAUUGCGCCAAAGGGACAGUUCGCCACGGAUUUGAUCACGGAUGUGGACGAGAAGAACAAUAAUGCGGAUCGCGCUCUGGAAGAGGACCAUUCUGCGAGCAGCGAGCGUUUGGAAGACGAGCUGUACAAUCCUGCCCUUGUCAAACCUUUGUGCAAAGUGUGGGUAUGGAAAGAUGCACGCGAAGUCGUGCCCAAGUACUACACACCACUGUACCACGACCUGGACGACUACAUCUCCAAAUGCACCCCGCCCAAACAACCUAGCAUGUUCGACAUGAGCGCGUACGGCGAGCAAGAACUGGCAUCUUCAAAGCAACACCACCACCCACAACGCGACGACAGCCACGCCGCCGUCCGUCGUAAAAGCACGACCAAGCGAAACGCACAGCGGGUGUUGUCUCACUUGCGGCGAAAACCCAUCAUCACCGCAGGUGAGGCGCCACCGGAAUUGGAAGAGCUGGCGGAGGACGCAGGCGCCGAGCUGCCGUACAUCGCUGUUGAUGAGGAUGGAAAUAUGGACGAGCAUGGAUUGCGUGGGCGCUCGGAUUUGGAGUCGCAUUGGUUGCGCGGUGACGAUCCGCACGGAUAUCAACCGCAGUCGCCGGCCUCGGUGGAUGGGGAUGGGGAUUUGUCCUCUGGGUUGGGUAACCACCCAUCGCCAUCCCGCGGGUUGCAGCAGCAGCAGCAGUCGUACGCUCCUACCAUGCAACCCGGCAGAUCAUACAAUCAGUACGCGCGAAGCCAGACGGCGCCCAACAUCGCUGGCCCCACUGCACCUUCGCCAUUGCUCGCACGGCAAUGGUCGGAUUCGAACAUUGCCCACAACAUGCACGCGGGCGAGUCGGUCGAGUUGAACGUUUUACCAUCAGCAAACCCCGGACCUCCGCCGCGAAGGAUGCCUCAACAACAUCAGCUGUACAGCCAACAACAUCAACAAUAUCCACCACAGCCACCAUUUCGUCAACACCCACAACAUCCGCAUCCCCAGCAGCGAGGGUACGCACCGCAGCCACAGUCGCGGCACGGUGUAAUCUCUGCCGCAUCGUCUUCGUCGACGCUGGGCGGUGAUGAUGGACAGUUUAUAGAUCCGAGGACGUAUCGGUCGACGGAGAAUCUGAGGAGGGAUAGGCAGUGAGGACUUUAGACAAAAAGACUUGGCGCACGUACGAUACUGGACUGUCCAUGUUCAUCUCAAGAUGUAUGCGUGUCUAUGUAGUUUAG